UCUUCAAUUUCAAUGCAUGAAAUGUGAACAAUGGAGAGCCUAGGAUGGAUGCAGGUUAUUCCCCAUUCGAUUUAUUUCCCCAAGCCUUCAUCUAGCUCAUUUGGGUGUUUGAACUUCAACUAUCUCCCGUCUUCUAAUCAUUCUUUAUCUUCUGCGAACCAUCUUUUGCAAAUCACCAUUCUCUCUCUCCCUCUCUAAAAUGGAAAAACACAACCCCAUGACUUCACCAUCAUCUCCAACAGCAACAACCUUUGUCCAAGCAGACACACUAGUCCAGACGCUGACCGGCUUGUUCGCUGUCUCGGAGAAGCUCCACGUCAACCCACCUUCAAAACUCUUCCCUAAAUCUUUCACUCCCGGUGAGCCCACACGGGUACCCGCUGGUUACCCUUCAAGCUCCACGAGCGAAGGCAAACCCUUUUUCAGAGUUGUAAGGGCAAAAAAAGAAAUAAAAUUAUGACCGCUUAAGGGUUAAACGACGCAGAACGAAGGGCUUAAACGGGCUAAUAAAUACAUCUAGGGUUUAGGCUUUGUUUCCAAGUAAAACCCUGAUAGAAGUCCUUGUUGUUAUCGAUCAAGGAGAAAAGAUAAGAGUGGAGUUAAUGGCUGUGUUUCUACCGGCGGGGUUCCGCUUUUGUCCCAGCGAUGAAGAGCUUGUACGAGACUACUUGUUGAAGAAGGCGAUGGGUGAAGAGCUUCCCUGGGACGGCAUCGGUGAGUGCGAUAUAUACGGUGAAAAGCCUCCCUGGGAAAUCUGCGGCGAUCUGGAGGGUGAGAAGGUUUACUUUUUCGCGAAACUGAGAAAACUAAACAAAAGUCGAGUGGCACGAACUGCCGGAUCUGGGGUUUGGCAUGAGAACUCUUCUCAUCAUAUAUAUGAUGAGGAGGGUGAUGUUAUUGGGGCCAGGAAAUUGUUUUGUUUCAAGGUUAAAGAUGGCUCGACCAUGAAGAGAUCGGACUGGAUAAUGCACGAGUUUUCACUCGUUGGGGAGCAUGAACCGAGUACCAGUUGGGUCCUCUGUACCCUUCAAAAGAAAGGAUCAGAAUCAAGGAUUGGGAUCAAAAGGCGCCGUGAGGAUGGAUCCCAGCAAAGAAAGAGGGUUUGCUGUGAAAUUGUUCAAUCCGAUGGGCCUCAAGCAAACUAUGGAACGCCCGACGCUGAUUCGGAAACCCAUAUGGAAGGAACGCCCGAGACUGAUUUGGAAACCCAUAUGGAAUUUUGUCUACCAGCUGGUGAUAACUCUGAUUCAGAGUUUGAUUGGGAAACCUUCAUGAACAUCGUGCCCCCAGAGGGUGGAGAUCUGCCGCAUGGGACAUUGGAGGAUUUUUGGGAUGGUGACAUAUGUACUUUAUUUGCCUAAAGGCCACAAUGAAUUGAGGCAAAUUGUUCAGAUCAAAACGCAGUGUUUUUGUUUUGCUGUUGGUGUCUCUCAAGAGAUAGGAAAAAAUUGUAAAUUUUUU
Molecule: messenger RNA, 1461 nt
Organism: Alnus glutinosa
Lineage: Eukaryota; Viridiplantae; Streptophyta; Magnoliopsida; Fagales; Betulaceae
Product: NAC domain-containing protein JA2-like
Exons: 2
Coding region: 603-1361 (252 amino acids)
Biological process (GO): regulation of DNA-templated transcription; system development
Molecular function (GO): DNA binding
Source: RefSeq, a predicted model, not a curated record